Molecule: messenger RNA, 3480 nt
Organism: Clonostachys rhizophaga
Lineage: Eukaryota; Fungi; Ascomycota; Sordariomycetes; Hypocreales; Bionectriaceae
Source: the annotation of a GenBank genome assembly
AUGGAUGGAGCCGAAAUAAGCGAUGGAGGACUUGGAACAGAAUGCAAUUUAGGAAAAGUCGAAAUCCCUACGGGGGCAUCGUUCAAGAGCCGUAAGGCUAAUGAGCAUCACUGCAGUAUCACCUGCUCCAACUUUGAUUUCAUCCUAAAUGGCGUCAUACAACGUCUUCUAUUUGAAUACGAGUCAAGCAACUUCAAGGCUCUGCUUGAAGGUUACAAACGAGAAAUUAAGCGAAGAACGGAUCCCUUGUGCUUGCGAGAAGUGGAGUCGUACUUGGUCCCAUCGGCCGUGGAGUGGGCAGGAGAUAGAGUAGACUAUAUGCAGUUUUGUUCUUGUCUGAUCACACAGGGUCAGCAGGCACCGGGAACGAGCGAAAGCCGUCGAGCCGAUCCGAACCAAACAUUGGCCAGUAGAAAAUACUAUGAUGAACUGUGGGCCAAAGUCUGUGACAACUCUCAGGUACUCCCAGUUGCUGAGGGGAGCGAAGCCCUGUUGGCUGAGCUCACCAACAAGUCAUGGCUAUCUCCAAUAUCCGCGCGCGAUGUCGAGAAUGUCAGAAAAGAAACAGACCCUCCCGACUCUGCCUAUGUUUCUGCAUCUCGACAUGAUGGUUCUUGUGCGCCAGUUCCCGGUCCUGUUGACUUGAAUAACCCUGAGAACUGCGAUUCGCACACGACUUUUUCACCUGCCUCCAGCGUCUCCGAUGGUAGAAUAGAAAACUAUAUAUCGGUUCUCUGUGAGGAAAUAUAUCGUGCCCUGCAGCAGACAUUUGAUCACCCCAAAUGGGUCAAAGUAUCGGAGAAGCUUCCGGAGCUGUUGAAGGCGUUUGCUAUCAAACUUGGCAAUGCCGAAAGCUCCAAACAGCACUGGGAGAUAAUGUACUUUGUUUAUCAACGCCACAGUGAUAUAGCAAGCCACUUGCAGUCGCUCUUUGACUGUAAAACCGCGAUUCCGGAGAAGGGUGGUCCCAGAGCAAUGUCGUUGCAGGAUAAGAUGUUCUUGUGGGAGCAAAAGACCAUGGAGAACACUCCGAUCUUCAAUCCGGGCGAAUUAUUCCAAGGCAUCCCAGAAGAACCCAUUAUCCGCACAAGUAAUGUUGCAGCCUACAAAUCACUCAUCCUCGAGAACCCAGCAUAUGAGUGGCUUCUUUCCAGUUUGAAACAAAACUCAAUCCUAGAAAUGGAGACUUCGGUUCAAACUCGCAUUCAUGAAAAGGUACUCCGACAACUUCCUACUGGUAAUUUGAGCAGGCACUCAGCACCACGGAUCCAUCAAUGCAGGAUUGACUUCCAAUGGGAGCCAGCUGCUUACCGCGAUUACCCCCAAGGAGACUACAACGACCCCGUACGUGAUUUAGACGCAAAAAAGGUCCUUGUAGCGUCCUCUUCAUACGUUCAAGUGGUAACUGUGAAGCAAUAUUUUAAGCAAACCUGGUCGUUCAAUGGACCAAGUUUUCUGGAUGCCUUUCUCGUUAUUGCUAAUCUUGCCUCUGGCAAGAAAUACUCGGGCGAACUACCCGAUAAAACAAGACUGAGUGCCAAUGCUGUGAAUAAGCAAUUCCAGGUAACGGUAUCGGGUUCUGCAGCUUCCGUUGCAGAAUGUGCUGAACAGCUCGCCUGGCUGAUGGCUGCUCUGCAAUCAUCAUCUCGAAACUCCUUAGCCACUUGUCACCCAUCCAUCGAGAAUAACCCUGAACAAGUCCCAGCACAGCGUGUUGGGUCCACCGCGCACUUCAGUAUAUGCCACAAGGUCAUCCAAAAACCUGCACGAGCUCCGGUGUUGCGUGAAUGGCAGGAAUACCUUGGAAUGCCACCCCUUAUCGUAGGAUUUCCUGUCCUUGCGCGGCCCAAAGGCUGUGAUGGGCUUGAAAUGCAUUCUCUUUCCGACUUGCUUGACUUCUGCCACGCAUCAGAUGUGACACUCGUUGAGGGUGCUAUUUUCAUUGAAGGACGGAAGACCAUAUUGUUUCUGUCCCAGACAAUUGGGAACAUGCUGGUUUGGAUGAAUGCAGAUCGAGGUGAUAUCAACCCAUCUGGCUUUAGCCGUAUGACGGUGUCUGUGAAAGGAUAUCUGGAAGGAGCGCGUCACAUAUACGAUCCAAGACCGUCGAAAGAAUCGCUUCGUUCUUGUAGUGGUGUUCCCGAUUCCGAACCAAUCGCGUGUGACCAGGGCGGACAGCGCUUAAGCGUGAGCCGUAAUUCAUCCUCGGAGUAUCUCGACUCGGAUAUUUUAUCCUUGGACGAGUCAUCUGACGAUAUGCAGUCUCUGAGUUUGGGCGAGUCUGACUCUCACAUUGUAGACGGUUGCUUUGAACGGCUUUGGUCUGAGUUUCGAGGUGCAACCUCUGGCUACAAACAAGAAAGUGGUACUGGAGAUAAUUCGGCCUUGAAACCAAAAGCCAAUGAUAGCACUGGAUUCAACGCCAAUCAAGCCAGAAGACGCAAGAGAGCUCUGCCUCCUGAUGGCGGCGAAGAUGGAGAGCCCAGCCCAUCUAAGCCACCAUGCAAAAGACUAAACUCCGAGGCCGAAGGAAAGCAAUGGGCCUGUCCGUUUUGGAAAAAGAAUGCCGACCAUCACCGUGCCUGCUUUCGGUACAAACUCAUGAGAGUGCAGGACGUAAAGCAGCAUCUGGCUAGGAAGCAUACUCCGAAAUUCUAUUGCGAAUGUUGCCUUAAAAUUUUUGCCGACGCCGAACAACAUGAUGAGCAUGUCACCCACAAAAAUGGGGACUAUUGCCAGCGAGAUCCAACAGCUGAACUGAAAGGGAUCUCGCAUCAGCAAAGUCGAGAGCUUUCUACAAAAUCAAAGAAGGCUCUGUCCGAAUAUGAGAGAUGGUAUCACAUUUGGGAGAUUCUUUUCCAAGGAAGUCAGGCUCCAAGAUCACCGUAUAUGGAUUCCGAGCUUUCAGAGGAUAUGUGUGCCUUCCAGGAGUUCUUUGAUCGUCGAGGCCAAAGCAUUCUAGCUGAGGAGCUUGAAAGCGACCCAGCCUUGGCCAGUUCGUCAAACGCUCAGAGAUACCAUAUCCAAAACCUUUUUGUACGCGGACUCAACAGAGUGUUUGAUUCUUGGAGGAACACUCGAGGCCCUGUUUUGGGAAGUGAUGCAGUUCCAAUUCCUUCCGCGGAUAGCGGUCUUGGUAUUGGAGGCCGUAGCUCUCUGGGAACUUCUCAUGUCCUGGUUGGCGGACCCAGCAUGGUGUCAUCCGACUACAUUUCUAUCCCUACGGGAAUGCCACAGGGCUCCCCAUACAGCAGAAUGCCACAGGGAUCCCCGUAUAAUGGGCUGCCACGAGGUUCUCCGUAUGGUGGAGCAACACAGAGCUCUCCGUAUGGUAAUCAUUCCGAGAACCCGCCUUCUUCAGCAUUUGCGUUUUCGUUUUUCGAGACAGAGGCGAGUUUCCCUGGUGAUCAAGACUUUUCAUUCGCUCCCAGCGAUUUACUCCAGGAUCCAUCUGAAGAAUAUUUCAACACCGAGCUGUAG